Molecule: messenger RNA, 1857 nt
Organism: Salmo salar (Atlantic salmon)
Lineage: Eukaryota; Metazoa; Chordata; Actinopteri; Salmoniformes; Salmonidae
Source: RefSeq, a predicted model, not a curated record
AUUUAUAAUAACUGAACAUAACCUGUCCGUAAUAUAAAACGGUGACCCAUGUUUUUUGUUUAACAUCACACUGGUUUUAUCAUCAACUCAUGUUGAUACAGGCAGGUAGGCAUGUCUUGCAUUUCGCCUGAAAUAGCUCCACGGAUGUAGUGUCUGGCAGAGAGGAUACAGAUUACCCAUCACAAGUAGGUCGAGGGGGAGGGACUUGAACUAGUAUCUAUGUCGCCAUGCGCUCUGUUUUUACUAUCACUGUAGCUAGAUGUUGUUAAAUGUCAGUAUACACACUUGAUUGAAUUGAAUCCUCCAUAGGACAAAGACUCAUAAUAAUGUGGUCAUUAGUAGGUCAGUUGGUAGAUUGUGGUGCUUGGAACUCCAGGAUAGUGGGUUCGUUUCCCAGGACCGCCUGUACAUACAAUGUAUGUAUGCAUGACUGAUGAAGAUGUACAACAGCCAGAUAACCAGUCACUCUACCCUGAUGAUGAUAUCCCCACAGCUACAAAGCGCCCUCUUGUACAAGGGCGUGGGAGGAAAAGGGUGGCAGCCCCUGCCUAUGAAGACAGAGAAGAUCUGGGCUUCAAGACCCCCGUUAAUGUGCACCAUCACCGGGUGCUGUCCGAGCUAAACCCCUCCUCUCCCCUCAAUUCCACUGUGCGAAAUAUCUACUCCCCCAUGGUCCGGUUCCUCACACCUACCAAGGAAAAUGCGAGAACCCCCAGCAGUGGUGAUGUGAUGAGCCCAGAGCAGUGUGUGUUUGGCUAUGGUUCCAUCAGCCUUCUCACUGGAGAUGAGGACAAUGAUGACGUUUUCAGCCCCUUUACCUUCAUCAAGAACAUUCCAUCCAAAUCCCAGCAGUCCAAACCGUGCAUACGAGACAUCCCGCCUAAGACGAGGAGUACGCCCCAAGCCACUCUAGUUUUAGAUCUGGUGAGUGUUGGGUUUACCUUUGAGGAUGAAACGCUCAUGUACAGCUCUCUGAACCGGAUUGAGGAUGCAGAGUACACCUUUCGCACAUGUUUCCAGGACAAUCAUUACAAAGUCUACAUGAUUCUACGACCACAUGUGAAAGAAUUUCUGGAAGCCAUGACAAAACAUUUUGAGAUGUUUGUUUAUACAUCUGCAAAGAAAGAAUAUGCAGAGAAAAUACUGGACAUCUUGGACCCGAAAAGAAGGCUGUUUCGACACCGUUUGUAUCAACAGGACUGUACCUGUGUUCUUGGGCACUAUGUCAAGGAUUUGGGCGUACUUAAGAGGGACCUUGCUAAAACGGUGGUUUUGGACAAUGCUCCACACACAUACCCCUACCAUCUGAUGAAUAUGCUUCCCAUCAAGAGCUGGUCUGGGGAUAAGGAGGACAAAGAACUUCAGAAGCUCAUCCCGUAUCUUGAGAGAGUGUCCGGAACAGAUGAUUGCCGGGAGGUACUGAAGAGGAGGACAGACCACUUUCACAGACUGCUCUCUGAGGAUUGAGAAAAGGCUUCUGAUCAUCCUUCCAUAAACGUUUUAAUUGCAAACAUGAACUAGAUCUACUAUUCUAGUCUUUCUGUAUAAUCCCUGAAUGACCAAUGGGUUUCUGUUAGUGUGUCAAUUUAAAAUGCAGAGAUUCUAUAUUGUUCCCAAACAUUUCUCACUCAGCCCAGCAAUAAAUUGCUAAUAGUUGAAAAAUGAACUAUUUAAAUAUAAUGACGCAACUUAAAAUAUGUUCUUCAUACAUAAUAAUCCUAAUUUAUUGACAGAAAAUAGCUUUUUAGAAGCUGUUAUGUAAAUAUUCUUUGAUUAUUUUAGUGACAUGAUUAGAUUUUUCACCUCAACAAAAGCCAGAACAAGUUUAUCUGUAAAUAAUAAAACAACUUAAACCAU